Helianthus annuus (common sunflower) is the source of this 654-nucleotide messenger RNA. RefSeq lists its product as uncharacterized. NCBI's taxonomy places the organism in Eukaryota, Viridiplantae, Streptophyta, Magnoliopsida, Asterales, Asteraceae. The coding region runs from base 1 to 654 and encodes 217 amino acids. The record is from RefSeq and is a predicted model, not a curated record. The transcript has 2 exons.
AUGAGUUCCCCUAGUUCCUCGUCCAUCGCAAAUUAUUACUAUCGAGAGUUUUUAGCGGAUGAUGGUGAAUCCACCGAUGAGGAGGUCGAGCAAGAGGCGGUUACGAGUGCUUGUCAACUAGCGGUGCGGUAUGCGAAACAUUGUAGCCGGCCCGAACAUGAAGUGAAAACAAGAGAUUAUAUUGAACGAGACCGACGUGCGGCAAACGAUCGAUUGAAGAAAGAUUAUUUCGAUGACGCGCCAACAUUUCGAAACCCAGAAGUUUUUAGGCGUCGUUUCCGAAUGAGUACUAUAGAUUUGUACGGUGCGCGUUAUCUGAGAACACCCACAUGGGACGACCUUCAAAAGAUUUACGAGGUACAUUCUACUGAGCAUGGUUUGCCUGGUAUGAUCGGGAGCUUGGAUUGCAUGCAUUGGCGUUGGGAUAACAGCCCGACCGCAUGGCGAGGUCAACACACACGGGGUGACCAAAAGGGACCUACUGUUAUUCUUCAGGCGGUUGCCUCACAGGAUCUUUGGGUUUGGUCGGAUUACUUUGGCGUGGUCGGGUCAUGCAAUGAUAUAAAUGUUUUAGAGGACUGGAUUUCUGGCAGAGCUCCAAAAGCGUCUUUUUACGCAAACGAAAACUACUACCCAAUAAUGCCCCCUUGCUGA